AUGGCUCGGACGAUGGUCCCAAAAACCGCGACCGUGGUGACAGCUCCAGAGAAUACGACCCAUACGGCAGCGCAAGCAGAGACAGCCUCAGACGCGAUGGACUUGGAUCCCCAAGCAUCGACCUCCUUGGCAAAUACCCAAGAACGCCGCAGCUCGCCGGACGUCAGAGUUCUCUCGAAAGAAGAGAAGAUUCAAUUACUCACGAAAGAACACAUUGUUCUUUGGAAGAAAUGCGAAGCAGCCCGACCAUCAGGCGCUACCGAGGAGCUCAAAGCACUCCUGUGUCAAGCACAGGAGAGCCAGAAAGUCCUCCAGAAAUUGAUUCCUCGCAAGGAACUCGAAGAAUUCGUCAAGGGCUGGAACCCUUGGACGAUCAAGAAAGAGUUAUAUCCCAACGCGCCAAAGAAAAACGAAGGGAAGAAGCGCAGCUCCUCCUCCAAAGAGGCGAAGGAGUUGUACAACGACCCAGGUCGUUGGAAGAAAGUGAUGAGAGGCUGCAACACCCUCGAGGCAGCCUACCGCCACAUGGCGGAUUAG
Messenger RNA from Puccinia graminis f. sp. tritici CRL 75-36-700-3, 537 nucleotides. RefSeq lists its product as uncharacterized. The coding region runs from base 1 to 537 and encodes 178 amino acids. The transcript has a single exon. The record is from RefSeq and is a predicted model, not a curated record. NCBI's taxonomy places the organism in Eukaryota, Fungi, Basidiomycota, Pucciniomycetes, Pucciniales, Pucciniaceae.